AUGGAGUAUGCUGUUCGUGGACCCAUUGUAACUAGAGCCGGAGAAAUUGAAGCUGAAUUAGCGCGCGGUGUUACCAAGGAUUUUGCUGAGGUCAUCCGUGCCAACAUUGGUGACUGCCAUGCAACUGGACAACAACCACUUACGUUUCUACGUCAGGUAUUGGCAUUGUGUGUAAGCCCUGACUUAAUGGUUGACCCUCACUUCCCAUCAGAUGCUAAAGACAGAGCCCAGAGGAUCCUCAAUGGAUGUGGAGGAAAAAGUUUGGGGUCCUACAGUGACAGUGCUGGGGUGCAAAUAAUACGUAAAGAUGUUGCAGAUUAUAUUUCCAAGAGGGAUGGUCAGUCUGCCUCAUUUGAAGAUAUUUUUCUCUCUGCUGGUGCCAGUGAUGGAAUUAAGACUAUUUUGAAACUACUGAUGACGGGUAAAGCUGGAAAUGAGCGUGCAGGCAUCAUGAUUCCCAUUCCACAAUACCCACUUUACACAGCAACAAUUGCAGAAUACAAUGCCUAUCCAGUUGGCUAUUACCUUGAUGAAGAUAACAACUGGGGCCUCAGCAUCGCUGAAUUAGAAAGAUCACUUGCUGCUAGCUCUUCCAAAUGUAUACCGAGAGCUAUUGUCAUUAUCAACCCAGGAAAUCCAACAGGGCAGGUACUGAGUCGAAAAAAUAUUGAAGACAUCAUAAAAUUUGCCAAAAAAGAAAACCUCUUCAUUUUGGCAGACGAAGUAUACCAACAUAAUGUAUAUGCUAAGGACUGUGAAUUUUUCUCCUUCAAAAAAGUCCUGACUGAGAUGGGACCUGAGUACAAGGACAUGGAAUUGGCAUCCUUCAUGUCUACUUCUAAAGGCUACAUGGGAGAAUGUGGAAUGCGUGGAGGAUAUUUUGAAGUUAUUGGUUUGGAUCCUAAAGUUCGAGAAUUGCUAAUAAAAUCAAUCUCUGCUAAGCUAUGUUCUCCUGUCACAGGACAAGCUUUACUUGAUGUCGUUGUGAACCCACCAAAGCCAGGUGAACCAUCACAUGAUCGUUUCAUACAGGAAAAAGAAAGUGUUCUUGGUCAACUUUUUGAAAAAGCUGCAUUGACAUCAGAAACCUACAAUUCCAUUGAAGGAAUCAAAUGUAACACAGUCCAAGGUGCUAUGUAUGCUUUCCCCAGAAUCUUUUUACCAGAAAAAGCCAUCAAAGCAGCUGAGGCUGAAGGAAAAGCCCCAGAUUUCUUCUAUUGUUCCCAACUUUUGGAAAAGACAGGAAUUUGUGUCGUGCCUGGAAGUGGAUUUGGACAAGUUCCAGGGACAUAUCACUUCCGUUCAACUAUCCUACCUCCAGUUCCUAAACUGAAAGAGAUGAUGUCUCUCUUCAGAGACUUCCAUAUAAAUUUCAUGAAAGAGUUCAAUUGA
Acanthosepion pharaonis is the source of this 1392-nucleotide messenger RNA. Lineage: Eukaryota; Metazoa; Mollusca; Cephalopoda; Sepiida; Sepiidae. The record is from the annotation of a GenBank genome assembly.